CCGCACCGCGCUGGCAGAUGGAUCCAGACCGAUUCCCCACUUCUGUCUGCGUCCUGAUGGUGUGUCUUCUCGGAACGACGCGGCUCUCCAGCGUCGGCCACUGUGCAUGUCCAGAAAUUCCCAGAAGAAAUUUUACUUUGCAACCAGAAGCGGGAAACUGCUUCAAUGUUAGCUACAGAUAUCGCUACACGUGCAUUCCUGGUUACGUGAGGAGGGCCGGAACAUCAAAUCUCAUCAAGUGCAGUAAUCAUUUGCAGUGGACCACUACCAAAGUUCCACUGGAGUGUAUACCUCAUCCAGACUCGACUUCACACAUUCCAGGAACUACCACCAGCCAUCCGACUGGAAGAACCACUACUGAAACUACAAGCUCAGCUAAUAUGGAGCAAAGUACAUCAGGAACUGAAAACACAACCACAGUGGUUUCCUAUGAAACUCAGAACUCCACAUACUCACCAAGUAACCAUAGCAUCGAAAACAGCUCUAUAAAAGCAACCCACACAGAAACCUACACAGCAGCAGACGCCAAAGCAAUUGGCGUCAGUUUAUCUGUGGUGAUCCUAUUGGUUUCCAUGAGUGGCAUCAUCUUUGUACUAUAUCGAAGGAGAAAAAGACAGAGUCCCCCUCAGGAAACAGAGGAGAUGGAGCGAAUGAACAACCCCUCCGUGUUGUAAAAUUUGUACAGAGUUUUUCAGAGGAACUACAAAAAAAGAGGAAGGAAGAACGAGCAGCCUGUAUUUAAAAAUGAAUGUAGCCACUGUGAUAUCACCCUCAUGUUUGUGAAAUGCUGUGUUGAAGCCUGGAAUCUGCCAUCUUGUCACUUUAUUUAAACAAAGAGGGCAGAUUCCCUGUAAAUAUUUUAUCUUUAGCUAAGAUUUAUUCAACAUAUUCUGCUGGAUGUUAAAUCUCCAAAAGGAUUAGAGGAGACUGGAAUAAUUUGAGCCAAAUGGUAAGUUGAGUCAUCAGUUGUUUCUAGGAAACUUUAAAAAAAACCAAACAUUGAUCAUGUGACCAAAUAUGAGGAAGGCAUUCUUUAAUGAAGUUUAUGACUGUAAGAACGUCAUGAAGAAGUGACUACACCUUUAUUUCCCUUUACCUGCCGACGUUAAAAUUACUCUAAUCACUCCAGGGUGGAGCCGUAGCGUCGGCGCUAACGCCUUAAUAAGCGGGAUAAAAACAGUUUUUCCCACCUGAAAGUGAAUUUAGUCUAUCAUAAGUUUCAUAAAAAUUGUGUUUAGACCAAAGCAAAUAUUUUUAAUUUAGAUUUUUACAUCAAUUGAGCAACAAUAUGAAGUCAUAAAUCAAAGACAAUUUCAGAUCAAGUUCAAAUGCUAGCUUUGGGGUAGCAUUUCAACUGCUGGUGGAGAUGCUACCAUCAAACCACGAAUUUGAAAAAAGGAUUCAGUUCUAGUGCCUUUUUUUGCUCCAAAUUUUAAUGUUCACUUUCCAAGCACGCUUGAAAGCAUUCUGUUUUCUUUUCUUUCUUUCUUUCUUUCUUUCUUUUUUUUAAACUAAACAGCACGUUAUCUAUUGUAUCCAUUGAAUUGUGUACAACAACUACAGCCUAACUUAUCCUGCACCUAUGCUUGUUUUACCUCACACACGGGGUAAGUUGAGUCAUGAGAACUUUAAAAAAAAUUAAUUCUAUAAUAUCUAAAUAUUUUACACUAGAUCCGAUUAUUUUAAGGGAUGCAUAACAUCUUUAAAUAUAUGUAAAUAUAGAGGUUAAAGCUAAUAUAUCUGCCUUGAUGUAUUAGCUAAACAUGAAAAAUGUCUCUUCUUACCCCAGUCACUCCAAAGUACACAAACCAAAACCAUAACUACCCAUUAGAACUGCAUUAUCUUCUUAUAGGAAAAAAUGUUAAGUUUGAUUGUUUAUGUGAGUGACAAAUAGUAGAUGGUUUUAUACAAUGUUCAAACGUAGGAUCUCAAUCCGUGUGACUUUAGCGAUAUAAAAGAAACUUUGAUGCUGCUAAUCCAUCUGGCCAGCCAGAGACAGCCCAAGAUCAUAUGGGGCCCUGAGCAGAAUUUGAUUUGGACCCCCUCUAAUAAAUAAACUUCAUGGAUUUUUUUGUUGUUAGGUUUUUAUGAAGGGAGAAAAAUAAUUUUCUCAACUCUCAUGUUAUUCACAUCAUAUUUAUUGCAUUGCACAAAAGGAAGUAAACUGUUAUCUCACUGACCUGCAGGUACAGCGUGCAUGAAAUGUAACUCUUGCAUAAAAACAGCAGUUGAGAGCUUCCCCACAGCAUGACACCUCCACUGUCUUGUUUCACCACAAUUUAAAAGAAAUAAACUUCUAUUUUGGUC
Poecilia reticulata (guppy) is the source of this 2307-nucleotide messenger RNA. RefSeq names its product interleukin 15 receptor subunit alpha (gene il15ra). Lineage: Eukaryota; Metazoa; Chordata; Actinopteri; Cyprinodontiformes; Poeciliidae. Gene Ontology annotation, biological process: interleukin-15-mediated signaling pathway. The record is from RefSeq and is a predicted model, not a curated record. Gene Ontology annotation, molecular function: interleukin-15 receptor activity.